UAUAUCGAUGGUAAUUUGUCGAUAGUGACUAUCGGUGCUUCAAUGAGUUUGAGUGCAAAUAGACACGUUCAAUAAAUAUUGAAGUAUUAGUAUAUGGAUGGCAGUUCCUCAUUCAAAAUGGACAGAUUUGUGGCUAGAACAAAAAAAGAUUGUGCUUUGUCUUCUUCUCCUUCUACAUCGACUGCAACUGCAUCGACUGCAACUGUAUCAAUUGCAUCAACAUCAACUGCAUCAACAUCAACUGUUUUAACUGAACGAAACUCCAAUGAUGAAGUUGCAUGCAAAAAAAAGAAAAUUGUGUCAAGUGUAUGGAAUCAUUUUGACCAUCUUAAAAACAGGAUGUAUGCAAAAUGUCGAUACUGCACAAAGGAAUACCGAACAAGUGGGAACACAUCAAAUUUAAUGGACCACUUGAAACGGUUCCAUUCCCUUGUACUGCAGGAUGGAAAAAAUGAAGUGAAAGUGGAUAAAUAUUUUUCGAGCGGUGAGUGUUAUAAUACCACAUCUACCAGGAAGGCACAUAUAGAUGAGUGUCUUGCCCGAAUGGUAGCACUUGAUUUGCAGCCUUUUAGCAUUGUUGAGGACGUCGGCUUCAAAGAUUUUGUGAAAGCUUUGGACCCAAAAUAUGUAUUACCAAGUCGCAGAACUUUAAAAGACGUACAUAUACAAAAUAUGUAUAAUAAUUCAUUGCUAAAACUAAAGGCUAUUAUGCAAAGAAUGGAAUAUUGCUCUAUAACGACAGACUCUUGGACAUCGCGAGCAAACGCGAGCUAUAUAACUGUCACAGUUCACUUCAUCGACAACUUUUCCUUAAAAACGGCAGUACUGUGCACACUGCCACUAAUUGAUCAAACCAAUCACAAUAGUGAGAAUAUUGCCACCACAUUGCGUCAAAUUUGUAAUGAAUGGGCAAUAUACGACAAAAUACAAACUGUAGUGACCGACAGUGCACCCGUAAUGAUAAAGGCGUGCGAAAUUUUUGAAAAAAGACACCUGCCGUGCUUCGCGCAUACAUUGAACCUUGUCGUACAAGAUGUGUUAUCAAACAAAAAUGUGAAGGAAGUCUUAACUAGCGCGAAACGAAUUGUUUCAUUUAUGAAGAGUAGCUCCAUCGCUAAAGCCAAAUUCAAAGAAGAGCAGGGCAGCAGCAAUCCUCUUAAUUUGCUGCAAGAGGUACCUACGCGAUGGAACAGUGCAUUUUAUAUGCUGGAACGAAUUUUGGAGGUAAGGGAACCGCUAUUAGCGACUCUUUUAAAAUCGCGAGGUGCGCCGAUUCCCUUAUCCGAGGACCAGUUCCGUGUCAUUAAGGAUAUAUGCACUGUUCUUAGGCCUUUCGAAGCUGCAACAAGGCACACAUCAGCGGCCAAUACGGUGACCAUUUCGUUGAUAAUCCCAGCAAUAUUGGCAUUAACCAAAAGCUUAGAGGAGCUCUUGCCAACAAUGCUAACAACAGUUGGCAGUGAGACUUGCGCUUUACUGAUACAAAAAGUUAAAACAAAACUGUUCCCCUAUGAAACAAGGACAGAUCCUAGACUUGGAACUCUGUUAGAUGCGCGAUUUAAGAAGGAGGGCUUUCAAAGUGAUGGCAAUGUUCAACAGGCUGCAAUUAAAUUGGAGAACGAGCUGAGCGGCUUAAAAAAACUAGCACAAAAUCAACCUGAAGAUGAGGAACUGCCAGAGGAUUCACCCUUUCUAUUUAAAUUCAUGGGAAAAAGAGUUGAAGAGAAGCGGUCUAACAAUAGGGCGGACGCAAUAAUUAUGAUGAGGCAAUAUUUUGAACAGCGCAAUGCAGCUCACGAUACAGACCCGCUUCAGUUUUGGAAGAUUAAUGAAAGUCAAUUUGAUGGCCUCAGCCGUUGCGCUACCAAAUACUUAUCGAUCCCGUCAAGCUCCGUAGAAUCGGAGCGCAUAUUUAGCAAGGCGGGUGCCAUAAUAACAGACCGGCGAGCUGCAAUGAAGGAAAAAUAUGUGAACCAACUCAUAUUCCUGCAAAAAAACCAAUGGAUAAACGACGAGACUAAUUAAACUAAAGCUGUGAAAAUAACAAUUUCUUACUUAAGAAACCAUUUGGAAUGGUACAUUUUUUUUUAUUUUAAAACAUAUUAUGUUUGUAAAAUAGUUGCGAGAAAC
This is a messenger RNA of Drosophila willistoni, 2130 nucleotides long. Its product is annotated as zinc finger BED domain-containing protein 4-like. The transcript has 4 exons. Lineage: Eukaryota; Metazoa; Arthropoda; Insecta; Diptera; Drosophilidae. Gene Ontology annotation, molecular function: protein dimerization activity; DNA binding. Bases 94 to 2025 code for a protein of 643 amino acids. The record is from RefSeq and is a predicted model, not a curated record.